UUCAGAGAGCUGGAGGAAGUGGGAAAACUCAGUUGGUCCUUUAAGAAAGUUGUGGGCUUGGAUCAGGGGACCGUUCCGAUCGUAUUCUCUUUUUUCCUCCCCGUUACCUCCUAAUUUGGGAUUUGUUUGGGAGUUGGAGAGCACAGAGUCUGUGAGAGUUUCGCCUUGCUGGGAAGGGUUGCUUUGAUCCCGCAGAGUCAGCUUCAGAAUGUCUGAUUCCAAUGUCAAUGCGCAUUUGGAGGGAAUUAUGAAGGACUUUGAAGCGCUUAAGAGGUCAUUUGAAGUGGAGGAGGAUGCAUCCACAAACCCAUCCCCUAUUUCCCGAAGAACAACCAAUCCUCUGCGCUCUUCCACCUCUUCUACAAGCAGCCGUUUCCACGACAUGAGAUCGCUUAACUCCGAGUCCUCUUCCAGGCACGCUUCAGAUUCCUCCAACCAGCGCUCUCCAAAAUCCAGCUUGAGACGCGUGGAGUUAUUGGGGGGCCGCGUCCCAGAGACUGUGUCACGCAGGACAGAGAUCUCCAUCGACAUCUCCUCCAAGCAGGUGGACAGCUCUCCCAGUCCAGGUAUUGCCCGCUUUGGCUUAAAGAGACCUGAGGUCUCGCUCCACAGUAAAGCCACAGAUGGGCCUGUUCACAGAAGGGCUGAGGGUAACCACAGCAGACCCCAGGAACCUCCAACACCCACUAGGAGAGCUGACCCAUCAAUAUCCUCGUCCCGGAACCCUGAGGUGUCCCAGAGGCGAGCAGAGCCUCCCAGCCCUCUUGAGAUCUCAGGUCCAUCUAGACGGGCGGAGAUGCACAUAAACAGACAGCUGGACACACCGUCUCCUGCAAGAGAGUCAGAGAACAGCUUCAUCUCAGCAGCCAGCAUCACUCCUACCUUCAAUGAAUAUAAAACCCCUCCAUCAGUACACGAACCCCCCGUAAGACCUCUAGAGAGGUCAGAGGUCAUUUCCAGCUACAGCAGCAGCAGCAGUAGCAGCAGCAGUAGCAUCAUGGCAGAGACAGUUAUACCAGGGAUGCACCCAGCUAUGAGCCUGGAGAAGCCCAGCGUUGAUUUCAACUAUGUGGGCAUCGAUGCCAUCCUGGAGCAGAUGAGGAGAAAGGCCAUGAAACAGGGCUUUGAGCUCAACAUCAUGGUAGUGGGUCAGAGUGGUUUGGGGAAGUCCACGCUGAUGAACACGCUCUUCAAGUCCAAGGUGAGCCGUAAGUCUUUCCCAGGCACGGCUGAGGAAAAGAUUCCCAAAACCAUCGAGAUCAAGUCCAUCAGUCAUGAUAUCGAGGAGAAAGGAGUUCGAAUGAAGCUGACGGUCAUAGACACACCUGGGUUUGGUGACCAGAUCAACAACGAAAAUUGUUGGCAGCCCAUAAUGAAGUUCAUCAAUGACCAGUAUGAGCAGUACUUGCAGGAAGAGAUCAAUAUUGACAGGAAGAAGAGGAUCCCAGACUCACGAGUGCACUGCUGCAUAUACUUCAUACCACCCACAGGACACUGUCUUAGGCCUUUGGAUGUGGAGUUCAUGAGACGUCUUAGUAAGGUGGUGAACAUUGUUCCUGUCAUCGCUAAGGCUGACACUCUGACUCUGGAGGAGAGGGACUUCUUCAAAAAGAAGAUCAGGGAAGAGCUUCGAGCCAAUGGGAUUGAUGUCUAUCCACAGAAAGAGUUUGAUGAGGAUGCGGAGGACAGAACGAUCAAUGAGAAAAUAAGAGAGAUGAUUCCUUUUGCAGUAGUGGGAAGUGACCAGGAGUAUCAGGUCAAUGGGAGAAGACUAUUGGGAAGGAAGACUAAAUGGGGAACCAUUGAAGUUGAGAAUAUUGCCCACUGUGAGUUUGCCUACCUGCGGGACCUCCUCAUAAGAACCCACAUGCAGAACAUUAAAGACAUCACCAGCAGCAUCCACUACGAGAUGUACCGUGUCCGUCGGCUCAACGAGAAUAACACCCAGGCCAACGGCCUCGGAGAGCACCAUCCAGCCUGUCGUGAAAUCUAAUGACCCCUCCAGCACUACCCCCCAUUCUCCACUCCUCUCCAAACCUCCAAUCACUUUAUGCUCUGUCCCGCCCCCUUCCAUCAGCCAUGGACUGAGGUGAAGAGGUCCAUCUAGAGAAGCACAUAAUGACUUUACCUCCCAGAAACUCCAGCACAGUGCCCUUUAAUCCUCACGGACACUGGAGGGGCGAAGAGGUCAAAGAAACAACUGUUAAAAAGCUUCUCCAUACACUGCAUGCGUUUGACUCACUCUGUUGAUGCUUCAGGUCUGUGUCUCUGUGCAGAGGUUGAUUGAGGCAGGUUCUGAUUGGUCAAGCUGUGGGAAAAGCUCUUCACAUGCGUCACUCCUCCUUUUGAUAUCGGGAUGAUUAUUUUACAAAAGAUUUCUGAGAAUUCUCCUUUUAAUGUGAUUUGUUGAAUACUCUGUUAAUAUUUAUGCUUAAUUUUGAGCAAGACAGAUAAGAGACGAGGCUAAGUCAUCUUUUGAAACCAGAGCUGAUGUGGCAGCACCAUAAAUGUCCAUUCCUUAUUAUAAAACUACAGGUUAUCUGAAGUCUUUCACUACUAAAUGAAUACUAGUUGCCUACAGCAUUAUGGAGAACCUGGUGUGCCACUGCUAUUUGUUUUAUCACAUCUGUGCAAAUAGUUACAGGAAAAUGGACUCAUUGGACCUCCACUACCAUAUUAAAACAGUAAUGAUUGGGAUUACAGCUUUGGGAUUUGUGUUGGCAAGAUUUUCCAAACUGAAUAGUAUUUAUGUUGGUUAGAUGGGAUCGUUACAUGCUUUAAACAAGCGGUCUUAUUUAUUGCAGAAUGUCACCUGAACUCUGAAAAUUGCAGUGUUCAAUAGGCUUUUAAUGAAUUGUUUAAUUGUUUUUUAUCAGGCAGUAUUCAGUGCUGUUGAUCUUAAACCUUCCAGACUGCCUCAUUCUCUUCCAUGCCUUAUAUGUGGAAAUCUUCACCAUCUUUUGUCAGUUUAGGUGUCUCGUUUUGUCUUGCCCCAGAGGAAAAAGCUGAAAGGAGAGGAAACUCAAAGUGCCAAGAUGUCUGUGUGCCUUAAAGCUGCCUGCCUUGUCUGAUGAGGAGCCACUUUUAAGAACGGUGAAGUUCCUCAGGCUUUGUUCUUGCCUGCAAACCCCUUUAUAAAUGCUCAUCAUUGGGAAAAUAUAUUUGUUUUUUCCUGUGCUGUAUAUUCAGUGAUUAAAUUUUUGUAUUGGUAUUCAGAGUAACACAAAUAAAUUGAUAUCCUGUUAUUUUAAGGAAAUAAAGAUUUAAAUGGUAAA
Carassius carassius (crucian carp) is the source of this 3275-nucleotide messenger RNA. Its product is annotated as septin-9-like. Gene Ontology annotation, molecular function: molecular adaptor activity; GTPase activity; GTP binding. NCBI's taxonomy places the organism in Eukaryota, Metazoa, Chordata, Actinopteri, Cypriniformes, Cyprinidae. The transcript is spliced from 11 exons. Gene Ontology annotation, cellular component: septin complex; cell division site; microtubule cytoskeleton. The coding region runs from base 209 to 1993 and encodes 594 amino acids. Gene Ontology annotation, biological process: cytoskeleton-dependent cytokinesis. The record is from RefSeq and is a predicted model, not a curated record.